Oppiella nova is the source of this 889-nucleotide messenger RNA. The record is from the annotation of a GenBank genome assembly. Lineage: Eukaryota; Metazoa; Arthropoda; Arachnida; Sarcoptiformes; Oppiidae.
AUGGAUUGGCUGCGCGACACACAUACUCCGGAGUGGGGCGUGUGGUGGAGGAGUGGCCAUCAACAUGUGCGAGACUGCUUCCUAAGGGAAAGGUAUCGACUGCACGGCAAGAGACAUAUUAUUGCCGAGUAUUCAAUAGUGAGUGCCAUCAGUGCCAUCAAAUCACAUGUGAGAGUGCGAGAGCUACCAGUGCUCACAACCGGCCCAAUAGUGGCGUAUUCCGUGUCGUCGAUGUUUGGUCUGCACCCCCACGGCGGGGGUGAGGGGGGAGGUGUACAUCAGCCGCGGGGCCCGUGUAUGGCGCCGACCGCCGCGCUCAAGGAAGAGCCAGCACUGCAUGUGCCUCAGGCCCAUCACCCGCACGCGCAGCUGCAUCACCACCACCACCAUCACACCGUGCGCUCAGGUGCCGCAGCCUGGAUGCAAUCCUCGAUGCUUGACCAGGCUGCUGUUGCCAGUGUUGGUUUAGGUCGCGCGCACUUUGAGAAGCAGCCGCCGUCCAACUUAAGGAAAAGCAAUUUCUUUCACUUUGUUAUAGCACUCUAUGAUAAGGCCGGCCAACCCGUCGAGGUCGAGAGGACCACAUUCAUCGGGUUUGUUGAAAAAGAUCAGGAAAGCGAGGGCCAGAAAACAAAUAAUGGCAUCCAUUAUAGACUUCAACUUCUCUACGCAAACGGUGUCCGACAAGAACAGGAUCUGUACGUCCGUCUCAUCGACUCAGUCACCAAACAGGCAAUCAUAUACGAGGGUCAGGACAAAAAUCCGGAGAUGUGUCGCGUUUUGCUCACCCAUGAAGUGAUGUGCAGCCGCUGUUGCGAUAAGAAAAGCUGUGGUAAUCGCAAUGAAACCCCUUCUGAUCCAGUCAUCAUUGAUCGGUAAGUUUACUAAA